Sesamum indicum (sesame) is the source of this 790-nucleotide messenger RNA. Its product is annotated as protein RADIALIS-like 3. Lineage: Eukaryota; Viridiplantae; Streptophyta; Magnoliopsida; Lamiales; Pedaliaceae. The record is from RefSeq and is a predicted model, not a curated record. Gene Ontology annotation, molecular function: DNA-binding transcription factor activity.
GCAAAUCUGUCACUAACACACUUGCAUUUCCCCCCUUCCUUCAAAACAAAAACUUCGGCUCUUUUGUCUUCUAUCCGUUUCAAUCUUUUGUUAGACGUACAAGCGCCCCCAAUCGACUAAGUAUCACUUGUUUUACGACCUGUAGUUUGUACGGUGAUGGCGUCGAGCUCCAUGACAUCCGCACGUGGCUCAGCCUCAGCGUGGACGUCUAAGCAAAACAAGCAGUUCGAGGAGGCUUUGGCAAUGUACGACAAGGACACGCCUGACCGUUGGCAUAAUAUAGCCCGAGCCGUGGGUGGGAAGUCAGCAGAGGAAGUGAGAAGGCAUUAUGAGAUCCUGGUUAAGGACAUUAUGCAGAUAGAGACGGAUCAGGUGCCAAUACCUAACUACAGAGCCAUGGGGAGCAACAGCAGAGGAUACGGCAAUGAGCAGAGGCUUCUGAAGAAUCUGAAACUGCAGUGAUGAACUUAUCUCGAUUGAGAGUAAAUACUCGUUGUUUACCUGAAGACGGUCGUGUAAGAAAGCAGACGCAUAAGUGUAAUAUACGUUGGGCUCCCGUGUGAUGAGAGGGGAUUUUUCGCCGUCUGUUUCAGCAUUUCAGUCAUAUGUUUCAAGAAACACAAAGAAUUGUAGUGUUACUUCUGUUUCUCCUACAACGUUUAAAGCUAGCGGAAUAAGAUGAAUGUGUCAUGUUGCCUGAAAGUGUACAAUAACAUGUUUUCUGCUCUUGUCUUUGAAUUUCAUUGCAAACAUAUGUUUUAAGGUAUGAUGUUUGAUUCCCAUAAUUUCA